Oncorhynchus tshawytscha (Chinook salmon) is the source of this 2411-nucleotide messenger RNA. Its product is annotated as zinc finger protein 205-like. Gene Ontology annotation, molecular function: RNA polymerase II cis-regulatory region sequence-specific DNA binding; DNA-binding transcription factor activity. Gene Ontology annotation, cellular component: nucleus. The transcript is spliced from 6 exons. NCBI's taxonomy places the organism in Eukaryota, Metazoa, Chordata, Actinopteri, Salmoniformes, Salmonidae. Gene Ontology annotation, biological process: regulation of transcription by RNA polymerase II. Bases 167 to 2014 code for a protein of 615 amino acids. The record is from RefSeq and is a predicted model, not a curated record.
UUUCCACAUUAGCGUUUGUCGUUAUUUAGCCGUGCAUGAACACAUUGUAAUUCAAAAUAUGACACAUUUAACAGCAUAACAUACACCAGGUAGUGUCUAAUUCACGUUGGAGACCGGACUUGGUUGAUAAUUGUUCUCGGUAACUACUAACGUUAGCUAGCGAACAAUGGAUCAAUGUAUGGUUUUUCACACUCAAAUAGCCUCCAUCAUGGAGGUACUAGCGAAUGCAGCCGUGGCAGAGAUCUGUAAACUCGUAGACGACGACUAUGCAGUGUUUCGUUUGGAAAUCACUCAAAGCCAGAAAGAAAACCGGGCAAUGCGGAGGAAACUACAGCUACUGGAACUGAAGGUAUCACGGGAGCGCGUCCUCGCCAGUCGUCCCAGAAGUGUCAAGAUCCUCGACCGAUACAGAGGAAUGGCAAGAGGUGAAGGACAUCUCACUGGAGGCCACAGGAGCUUUGUGAAGCCAGCGGGACACAAUACAUGGCGAGAUGACCAACCAAUCACUGUUAAUGAGGGGAGUGAAACCUCAACCCAGCAUGUUAUUGUGAUAGAGUCGGCACAUGCAGAGGCCUCAGGUCCUGGAAGAUUCUCUCUGGUCAAGCAGGAGAGGACUGAAGGAGAGGACCCACGAGACGGCAGACACAUCCAGACUGGAGAAGAGGCUGGAGUGGAACUCCCUUCGCCCCAGCCCAGGACCCGACGAAACAUCACUGAGGAGGAGGAAGAAGGUCCAGAGGUGCAGCUGGUAAAGGAGGAGGGUUUGGGGAACCCUGAGGGGACCAUGGUCAUGGAGGACAACCAGACUACACCUCCUCCUGAACCCACAGAGGAACCAGCUGAGCAGCACAGGACCACACACAGUCUCACUGAGUCAGUAGACAUGGAUGAUGGGAAGCCUGAUCUGCUGAUAGUCAAAGAGGAGACAAUAGAAGACGGACCCGAGAGCAUUGAUCUGCUGAGUGGACUAAAGAUGGGGGCGCAAGGUGAUUGGAUGGAGGCUAAAAGAGGAGACUGGACAGCCAUCUCUGAUUCCCAGACCGGUGCAGCCAAGGGCCCAGGGGACAACAUCACAGAGCAGGCCAGGACCAGAGGCGAGGUCAGUGGAUGGGACAGCGUCCUCAACUCUAGGCUGGGGAACAACAUUGUUAACCAGAAACAGACAGUCGAACACAAAACAACAACCGAAUUUAGUCUCCAUGCCAACAGACUGGCAGAGACCAGGGCGAGGUGUAGAUUUGGUCUGUGGGGACGGGGAGGUGUCCGUAUGUGGAGGGAGAGAACAGACACAGACUCUGCUAACGAUGCUCCGUCCUGCUCCUAUAGUUGUGAUUCAGAGAGACUGAUGGCACCUCAGGUUAAGCCCCUAGCAGGUGCUGGCUUCAGCCUGCCUUCUAUAGGAUCUAUCAACUGGAACAUGGACCCUGCGACAACACAGACACUCCCUGGCUUUCAUGCUCCUCACACUCUCCUAUUAAACCAGACCUCAGACAAUGCCAGUGUCUCAACACUAAAUGGCUACACAAGCCCAUUGACCAAUGACAGUAGUAGAGAUGGAAUCAGUAAAGGUGGCAGCGCCAAAGAGAAGCGCUUCCCAUGUUCAUUCUGUGGGAAAGCCUUCAGUUUCCCCAAACAUGUGGAGAUCCACCAGAGGAUACACACUGGGGAGAAACCGUUCGGCUGUAGCCAGUGUCACAUGCGCUUUGCCCAGGCUGGCCACCUGAAGAGGCACCAGAGAGUCCACACAGGGGAGAAACCCUACAGCUGCCCCCAGUGUGAGAAAAGGUUCUCCCACCAGCAUCAGCUGAAGCUGCACCAGAGAGUCCACACAGGGGAGAAACCCUACAGCUGCCAUCAGUGUGAGAAAAGGUUCUCCCACCAGCACCAUCUGAAGAUGCACCUGAAGGUCCACACGGGAGAGAGGCCGUUCGCCUGUACGCACUGCGGGAAGAGGUUCUCAGAGAAGAGCUCUCUCAGGAUACACCAGCAGAAAAUGCACACAGCCCAUGUAUAGAGUAUAGUGAUAUGUAGUACUAAUUAUUUUGUUUGCAGUUAAUUAUGUUGGUUUUGGAUGUAUAGGGAACUGGAUGAGGUGAACUGAGGAAAGACUGAGUAUGAUGAGACAGAGUAAAUUAUAUGGUGAUGGUGUUUGUAAAUAUGCUUCACCGAUGAAGAGUGACAACUCUGUCCCUUUAGGUUAAUACUGGUGUUUUAUAAUAAGGAAAUGAUAGUGCCUUAAUUCAUGUUUACUUUAAAUAAAGUAGUGAUGUGUGUAAUGUUGAACCUUUUCCAAAGUACUUUAAAAUGUAAUUUAUCAAAGCAAGGGUACCAGAUUUACAUAAGUUAUUCUGCACUGAACAAAAUAAAUGCAUCAUGUAACAACUUCAAAAAUGUUACUGAGUUAAAAUGAA